Messenger RNA from Etheostoma cragini (Arkansas darter), 1822 nucleotides. RefSeq names its product stathmin domain containing 1 (gene stmnd1). Bases 212 to 1189 code for a protein of 325 amino acids. The transcript is spliced from 5 exons. Lineage: Eukaryota; Metazoa; Chordata; Actinopteri; Perciformes; Percidae. The record is from RefSeq and is a predicted model, not a curated record.
ACAGCUUGUUAGGUGUCUCCUCUUUAACCGGGUCAGAUUUAUUGUAGCAACAGCCCUUAGCAACACACCGGGACCAUGGUGACUGUCUAAAGUGUGAAGGAAUGCAAGUCAACAAGGGUCAAUACAUAGAGAAAAAACACACCGAGGUGUAAUUAAGCCUAACAUUUAUAGUUUUUAUGGACUUAUUUCAUAUUGUUCCUUUGAGGUGAAUAUGGGAUGCGUCAAAUCCACAGCGGUCCAACCGUUGAGACCGGAAGAGUUCAAGGGAGACGAGGAUGAGACCGGGAGUAAAGUUGAUGGUCGUGGAGACUCUGCUGUGUCAAAGGGCACCACAGACAGCGGGGUGGGGAUGGAGAAGAGAGACGUCCCUAUGUUACCUGGAGCGGUGCCCAGAAAACUCCCCCCUAUAACAUCUGAGUGUGUCAGAGAAAGCGAUGCGGACAGAAUUACACAAGAUGGCAUGUGGCAGCAGGAGCGCACACCGCAGGAGCGCCCAAGGUCCAGUGAGAUCCUGGAGGAACUGCUGAACCAAGGCAUCAUACUUGUGGAACAGACAAGACAGAGGGGCAGCGGGGCUGGAGAGGCCUACAGCAUCAUGCUGGAUGACGGGGAGGGGGUCAAGCGAAGGCCUCCUGCCAGACUGAAGUCCCUAAACGCCAAGAAGGUUGAAAGUUUACCUAGCAAAGAAGAGAUUGAGGAGAAGAUAAGACUUGCUGAGGAGAGACGCAAGUUAAGGAAAGACGAGCUCAGGAUGCGAUUGAGGACCAAGACAGCCCGUGUUCGGUGCCCUGCUCCUACUUCCAGCAUGGAGGAGGUCGAGGACGCAGCUCUCAGCACUGUGGAGCCGCUACAGUCACCGCUCACCCCGGACCAGCUCAAUCCCCUGCCUCAUAGCCAGAUCGAACGUGAGGCAGCCGAAGGCAGGGCGUGGGUGAGAGAGGCUGGAGGUGAUGUCAGAGAAAAUAUGGCUAGCGCAGACAAGGGAGAAGGGAGGAGAGUGCAGGGAGAAGAUAGGGGCGAUAACAGAGAGGAAGGUUCAGAGACGGGGAGUGAAGAUGGGGAUAGGGAAGAAGAGGAGGAGUUGACUCAGGUGGAGCAGCUCAAGGAGGACAAGCUCCUUACAGCCUCUGGGGAGUUGGAGAGUGACUCUAGCUUUCAAAAUGCAGAGGACAAAGAGCAGAUAUUUUAAAUAAAAUAAGCCAUGAAUCAAUACUAAGAGAGAUAAAAGAGAGGAGGGGGCCAAACAUAUUUCCUUUUGCACAGUCGAAAGGUUGAAACUUGUAAAAAUAAAAAAUAUGUAUACAUUAUAUGUUGAAAGAAUUAACAGAUGUAAUGAAGCUAUAGUUGGGCCUAAAUGAUGGAAUUGGAUGGAAUGUGGAUGUGAAUUGUUUGUACUUGAAAAAGCACUACUUCUACUGAGGGAAGUACAUUGGCCCAUAAAGGGUUGUAAUACUAUUGUUUAAGCAUAAAGGAAUAUGAGGGUUUUCUUUCCAAAUUUAAUAUAAUUAACUUCAGUGAAACCUUUAACAAAUAAGACCAAGACUUCUUGCCAACACACAAAAGUUCUUCAAAUGAGAUUUUAGUUUUACAUUUAAUUGUAAAAUAUGAUAUCGUUGAGUCUUACUUUGCAUGUGAAGGGUGUACUUGUUCUUUCGGACAUAAGAUGGCGCUGUUUCAGUGGGUUCAAAUUGCAGCUCCCUAAAGUCAGUGCACCUCAUCUAUGAGAGAAGUUCUCUGGAGGAGGUUUUGGCAACAUGUGGAGUAAAGAUGUGUAAGUAUUUAUCAAUCAAUAAAGUGUUCCCUAUGGGUUGUUUAUGAAUGC